AGUCAGUCAGAGGGUCUCUCAAAGGGUAAAAGCGUUCGACUGCUUUCAGUCGAGUCUGUCUCGUCGUGUGCUGUGCACGAGUGCGCGUUCCCACCGGAGUAGUAGCGAACUGCCGAAAAGCGCGAAUACAUACAUAUACAUACACAUAUACACAUACAUUUUUACCGACUCCGUCCAAGUCACAGCUCCGCGAAUUAUUUUCAUGAUCACACAGAGCGCAACAAUAGCUGAAUCAGGCUGAAAGUUUAUUUCUGCACACAAUUAGCAGAAGCACGCCGGCAAGUCGGUAGCCAACACAGUACAUCCAUCGAUUAGCGAUUAUAAUUAAACAAAGAUAAAAUGCAAUUUCUCAAAAGGUUCCGGAAGGGCCUCAACAAUGAAUUACAAAAGCAAAAUUUCGGCUUUGAGUGCAGUCACGUGCAUCUAUUUUAUAAGUCUCUGUGGCAAAAACAUGAAGUCAGCACAGUUUAUUUACUAUAUCGUUGGCUACUGGCGCUAAUAUUUCUGGGCGUUUACAUCACUUGCAUCAUUCUGCAAUUCUGUGAUGGCAAAUUUUUUAUCUACAUGACCAACUGGGGCUUUGGUCUGAUCACGAUCACAAUGAUAGUUGCGGCAGUGAACGUCACACGCUGGCACUACGAUCUACAGAAUGUGCGGAGUCUGGUGCAGGAGGCGGGACAGAAGGCGCGCACAUCAUGCGGCCUGAAGAUAUACUGGUGGCUGUAUAAUAUAUCAUUAUUGCUGGCACUAAUCAUAUCCACAGUAUACUGGAUAUUUCUCAAUGGUCGCAUGAACAAACCAACACGAUUUCCGGUCAUCAGCAUUGUAACGCAUGCUCUGAAUACCGUUUGUAUGCUGAUCGAUUUUCUAGUCGUUGCAUUUCCGUUGCGUCUGUGGCACAUGGUGCAGACGAUGUGCAUGGCCAUUGCCUUCUUUCUGUUCACCCUCAUCUAUCACUUUUGCGGCGGCACCGACGAAUUCGGCAAUCCCUAUGUCUAUCCCAUACUGGACUGGAACAAUCCCAAGCGCUGUCUGAUCACCUUUGUCGGCAUUUUCCUAAUGAUCAUCUGCUAUUGGGUGCUGCUCUUUGGCGUUCACAAAUUGAAGCAGGUCUUCAAUCGAGCCUUCAGCAUUGUCUGGACACCUCAUGCCGUUGGCCUCAUAUGAGAUCAACUCUCUAUCUAGCACUGACUAAAUACAAAAUAAUACCACCAUCAUACAAAACUGCACUCAAGUAGUUUUAGGUAGUACCGCCCGCAUUUGCUCAUUAUUUCCAUUUAGUUACAUAACUCGCACACACACACACACACACAGACACACACAUUGAUUGACACACACUUUCAUGCACACAUUCUAUACCAUUUAUUUAUAUCAAUUUGUAGCUGUACGCAGUAAAUUAUUGUUAUUUGGUAACUACUAGCUCUGCGAUUAGUUUAUAAGUGCAUUUCUACUGGUUCCUUAAUGUCGAAGCAAUGGACAAUUGCUUUGGCUAUAUAUAUUUUAACUGUAUAAACAGAUGAAUAAAGCUUAUCGCUAUGGAAUCCAUAGCAUAAAGAUUCCGUUGAAAAAUA
Messenger RNA from Drosophila navojoa, 1571 nucleotides. It is a transcript of the gene rost, whose product is annotated as rolling stone. NCBI's taxonomy places the organism in Eukaryota, Metazoa, Arthropoda, Insecta, Diptera, Drosophilidae. The record is from RefSeq and is a predicted model, not a curated record. Gene Ontology annotation, cellular component: membrane.